AUGCUGUACCGCUUUCUACAUCCGCUGCUCGGUGUCGGGCUGCUAAACAGUGCGGGUGAAAAGUGGCUGCACCGUCGACGCAUUCUUACGCCGGCCUUCCACUUCAACAUACUGAACGGAUUCUACCGGACGUUCUGUGAGGAAAGCGAAAAGCUGGCCAAUCUCAUUGAUGCACAGAUGAGUCGGGGCAUCACGGAGAUAGAGUUACAAUCAGCGAUGUCCCAGUACACACUCAACACUAUCUGUGAAACAUCGAUGGGCGUGAAGCUGGAUGCGAUGCAGGGUUCAGUGGAAUACCGAUCGGGAUUGUACAAGGUCGGAGAGCUACUCCUCAAUCGCGCCGUCCGUCCUUGGCUGUACAUCGAUUUCAUCUUUUGGAUUCAUGGAUACAGCAGCCGAUUGAAUAGGCUGAUUAAACCCCUACAUCAGUUCACAACUGCCAUCAUAGCGCAACGAAGGCAACUGUUUCGGAAUGGAAAGCUCGCUGAGGCUCAGACCAGCGACACCGACCAGGAUCAACCGGGGGAAACUAUCUACAGUCUGUCCUCGGCUAGUGGUAAAAGACGAUACGCUAUGCUCGAUACUCUCCUGGCUGCCGAGGAUCGCGGACAGAUCGACGACGCUGGUAUACGCGAGGAAGUGGAUACCUUCACCUUCGAGGGUCACGACACAACGGCGGCCGCAUUAGUUUUCAUCUGCUUACAGCUGGCUUGGGAGCAAGAGGUCCAGGAGCGUGUCUACGAUGAGUUGAACGAGCUUCGGAAAUCAAAAUCUUACACCACCAAGAGCAAUCAACACUUUGAGCCUCACGACUUUGGUUCGUUAAAGUACUUUGAUCGUGUUAUCAAGGAGUGCUUACGGAUAUGGCCUCCUGUUGCAUUUAUCUCACGUGCCGUCACCGAAAGUAUAACACUGCGGGAUGGUCGAACAAUCCCUCGCGGUUGUAUUGCCAACUUGCACAUUUAUGAUUUGCACCGCGACCCGGAACAGUUCCCCGAUCCGGAGCGAUUCGAUCCGGAUCGCUUUCUGCCAGAGCACGUGGCAAGUCGUAAUCCUUAUGCUUAUGUUCCGUUCAGUGCAGGACAACGAAAUUGCAUUGGACAGAAGUAUGCGGUGCUCGAGAUUAAGGCUGCCAUCGCUCAUCUAGUGCUGCGGUAUCGCCUCCUGCCCGUUACACAGCGCCACCAGAUAUGCUUUAUCACCGAUCUGGUCCUGCGAGCCUCCAACCCGCUCAAAGUUCACUUUGAGCGACGUAAUGGGUAA
Anopheles aquasalis is the source of this 1263-nucleotide messenger RNA. Its product is annotated as probable cytochrome P450 4ac1. NCBI's taxonomy places the organism in Eukaryota, Metazoa, Arthropoda, Insecta, Diptera, Culicidae. The record is from RefSeq and is a predicted model, not a curated record. Gene Ontology annotation, molecular function: monooxygenase activity; heme binding; iron ion binding.